This is a messenger RNA of Corylus avellana, 4503 nucleotides long. The record is from RefSeq and is a predicted model, not a curated record. Lineage: Eukaryota; Viridiplantae; Streptophyta; Magnoliopsida; Fagales; Betulaceae.
AUGAAUGCAAAGUAUGGGUUUUCGAUGGACCAAAAGAAUAUGGUGAAAUUGUUGGUGACAACUAUUGAUAAUUUCACCCGAGAUCGGUUGAUUAAUAAGGAAGAGAGAGCCCAACACAAAGAACAGUGUGCAGAGAGAUUGGCAGCUGAAGAUGGAAGCUAUGAGAAAGAGAUGGCGGAGGUCCGGUAUUCGGAUCAAGCAGUGUUGGCAAAUUUGGAUUGGGGUAUUGAAGUGCUUGAAGAAGCUGUGGAGACCUCCAACAUGGAAACCAAGCUUACAAGAUUAGACCAUGCAGAGAAGAUGUUGCAGGUUUGUGCCUUGUUGAGCUCCGACCAUAAAACUGCCGGGGUUCCAAACUUCUAUCUCUCCGCUUGGGCUCACCUCAACCUUUCAUACCUGUGGAAGCUGCGGAACAAUGUUCACAAUUCAGUUCUUCAUGUUCUCGAGAUGUUUAUUGUAGACCCUUUCUUCUCGCGGAUCGAUUUCGCUCCCGAGCUCUGGAAAGACUUGUUUCUUCCACAUAUGAGCUCGAUUGUUGGGUGGUAUUCGGAGGAGAGGCACAGGCUGGUGAUGCAAGCAAUUCCAGACGCUUCUGAUUUGUCCUUCACAGCCGAUUUGGAUCAGUUCUUCAAUGAGUCUGUGAUCUUAACACUGAGGCCAGAUGAGUUGGAGAAAUUGCAGAAGCUGGAGAAGCUUUAUGGAGAAUCAUUAGAUGAGAAUACAAGGCUUUUCGCCAAACACUAUAAAGAUUGCAUGAACUCUGAUUCAACCUCAAGCAAGAGGGAGAGGAUGAUUCCAAUGUUCCCAAUUGCAGAGCCACCAACGACUCCUUUGCAUGAGGUGAACAGGUCGAUUCCAGAUUAUGUGAAAUUCGGCCCUAUCUUGCCCAAGAGUGCUGGGUUCUCAAUGCUAAACUCUAAAUAUGGUGCAAGAGAAGCAAGCCGGUCAUAUACCUUGGCUUCAUGCAGAACCAAUGUAAGUUCCAGCACCUCUCAGAUUCUGGAGGAGUCUGCUGGAUGGGACCCUCAGGAGGAUUUACUGGAAGAGAAUGAAGAUGAUUCUGAAUAUGAGGCAGAUGAUGGGUACGUGGAUUCUGAUGAAAUAUCCAACAAAAGUACAUCUCUUAGCAGAAGGACGAUGGAAACUGGGCCUAAAGCACUGCCAUAUGAAAUAAAGAUUCAAACACGUCCGAAUUCUUCUAUUUUCUCUCCUCUGGAUUCUCCCAAAACCCCGUCUCCAAAGAUUCCAUCUCCAAAACCAGACAAGCACUUUAAAAAAUUACACGUUUUACUCCUAAUGUCCACCCGUGUCAAGGAUCUGACUGUUGCCACCUCGUUGCCUGCAUCUCCUCACAUCCGGAGUGAUUCCAGCAUCAGCUCAGCAGAGUCUGAUGGUGAAACCCAGAAAAUUUUCAGGAAAAUCUGUAGCCGGAGACGAAGAAUGAGCUGUGACAAUGUGAAUAUCCAAGUAGUAGAAAAUAGUUCCAUUCAUGAAGGUGAUGAGGGAAGCCAGAGCUUCAUUUCUCUGCCAACGUCUGACAAGUCGGAUCGAACAAAACCACCUAAGGAUUUUGUUUGCCCCAUUACAAGCCAUAUCUUUGGUGAUCCUGUUACCCUUGAAACAGGCCAGACAUUUGAAAGAAAAGCAAUUCAAGAAUGGCUUGAAAGAGGAAACAUGACAUGCCCUAUUACACGGCAACCUCUCUCAGCCACUACACUGCCCAAAACAAACUAUGUUUUGAAGGGACUUAUAACAUCAUGGAAAGAACAGUAUCCUGAUCUGGCUCAGGAAUUUUCAUACUCCGAAACACCAAGAGACUCAUUUGGUUCCCAUUCCUCAAAAGAAACCCCCUUGGCCUCAACGCUUGACAGAACAAGUGAUUUCUACUGUUAUCAGAGUGUAAAUGAGCAUCUAAACAAUAGGAGCAAAAGGUUUGCGCGAGCAUCUGCAUUCUCAUCACCAACCAGUGUGAUAUCUCAAGCUGAAGUGGAAACGAUUAUUAAUGGUUUAAAACCAUAUGUUUCGUGUCUAUGUAAUUCAGAGAACUUACAAGAGUGUGAAGAAGGUGUGCUGGCAAUAGCAGGAUUACUGAAGGACUCAAAGGCUGAUCGUGGGGUUCAAUCUUAUUUAUCCAAUCCAACAAUUGUAAACGGGUUUGGGGAAAUACUAUCUGCUUCUAAGAACAGAGAAGUUCUCAGAACCUCGAUUUACAUUCUCUCAGAGCUGCUAAUUGCAGAUGAAAGUAUUAGGGAGGCUCUUUCCAGUGUAGAUUCUGAUUUUGAUUGCCUGGCUGCUCUGCUAAAGAAUGGGCUAGCUGAGGCUGCUGUUCUUAUAUUCCAGCUGAGGCCAGCAUUUUCUCAACUUUCAGUUCAUGAACUUGUACCCUCCCUUGUUCAGAUAAUUCUGAACAGAAGUACAGAGUUGGAUGGUCUUCAGUUUGUAAUGGAGCCCCAAGAUGCUGCCAUAGCAAUGCUUGAGCAGGUUUUGAUGGGAGGGGAUAAUUGCAGUAGGUCCCUCAAUGCCUUGAGUGUCAUUUCUGCAAAUGGAAUCCCUGCCUUAACCAAGUGUUUGGAUAGGUUGGAAGGCAGGAGAUCCAUUGUUUCCAUACUUUUCUGUUGCAUGCAAGCUGAAAAAAGUUGCCGGAACUUGAUAGCAAAUAGAAUUGAAUUAUCCCCAGUUCUCGAGUUAUUUCAUGCUGGAACUGAUGGUGUGAGAGGCAUAUGUAUAGAUUUUCUCUCAGAGCUUGUUCGGUUGAACAGGAGGACAUGCUGCAACCAAAUCUUGCACAUAAUAAAAGAUGAAGGAGCAUUUAGUACCAUGCAUACCUUUCUUGUGUAUCUUCAAAUGGCUCCUGUGAAGCAGCAACCUGCAAUUGCAGCCCUUCUUCUUCAGCUUGAUCUCCUGGUUGAGCCACGGAAGAUGAGCAUAUACAGGGAAGAAGCUAUAGAUGCACUAAUCGAAGCAGUCAGGAGAAAGGACUUCUCUAAUUCUCAGAUGAUGGCUCUAGAUGCUUUAUUAUCUCUUUCUGGGCGUCUGACUUCCUCCGGCGAGCCCUAUUCCGAAGCUUGGUUACUCAAGAUUGCAGGGUUUGACCAACCUUACAACGCUUUGAUGAAGGCAGAAGAGCUGAGAAAACAUGACAAUGAUUUGAUGGAAACAAUGGUUUGCAUUUGUCUGGAAGAGGAAGAGAAAGCUGCAAGCUCUUGGGAGAGAAGGGUAGCUUUUGAACUUUGCAACCACGAAAAGGGCUCUAUUUUCAAAGCCUUGGAGGAAUGCCUCAAGAGUGAUUCCCUAGAUAUGGCAAAAUCAUGCCUAGUUCUUGCCACAUGGCUCACAUACAUGCUUUCUACUCUUCCUCAUACUGGUAUAAGAGGUGUUGCUCGCAAGUCCUUGCUUGAAGAAUUCAUAAAUGUCCACCAAUCAUCUAAGAACCUGGAGGAAAAGAUUCUGGCCACUCUUGCUAUCAAAACCUUUAUUACUGAUCCAACUGCACUUGAAAUGCUGGGAGCAUAUGCUAAAAGCAUCUACAGAACCUUGAGAGAGCUCAACAGGAAUUCAGUGGUGGUGACAGAUAUAAUGAAAGCCUUGAUGAAUUUAUCAUCCGUUGAUGCAACAGAGUUGUGGAGUUGUUCUGAAAUGGUUGAGUUAGAUGCAUCCGCUAAUGGUGAGGUUGUGUCUUUGCUUCAUCUAAAUGGCCGGCUUAUAAGCAGCCACUCCGACGGAACAAUUAAGGUGUGGGAAACUGGGAAGAGGAUGAUAAGAUUGAUUCAAGAUGUUGGAGAACAUACAAAGGCUGUCACAUGCCUCUAUGUUUCAUCUUUAGGUGACAAACUAUAUAGCGGUUCCUCUAACAAAACAAUUGGGGUCUGGGCAAUCAAACCUGAAGAAAUUCACUGUCUUGAAGUUCAUGAUGUGAAAGAGGCAGUAAACGACUUGGCAGCCAAUGGUAAUGUGGCAUGCUAUGUUUCUCAAGGAACUGGAGUAAAGGUGUAUAACUGGUCUGGAGCUCCAAGGCACAUAAAUUUCAACAAAUACAUGAAAUGCCUUGCCAUGAGUCGAGAUAAACUUUGCGGUUGUUCUGGUUAUAGUAUAUUAGAGAUUGAUUUGCGCAAUUACACAUCAAACACGUUCUACUCUGGUACAAGAAAAUUAUUGGGUAAACAAGUAAUGCACUCCCUGCAUGUUCGUGAUGACCUCCUCUUCGCCGGUGGUUCUUCAGUCGAUGCUAUAGCUGGAAAGGUAUUUUCCCUUUCCACCAAGGCAGUGAAAGGAUCAUUCUCAACGGGAUUUGAUAUCCGGGUUGCCGUCAACAAUGACUUCAUAUUUACCGAGUGUGGGAUCAUUGAGGUUUGGUUAAGAGGAAGAGUCAGAAAAGCUGCUUCUAUCAAAAUGGCCCAUGCAAAGAUUACAUCAUUGACAUCAGAUAUUGAUGAAACAAUGCUUUUCGCUGGUUCCUACGAUGGAAAGAUCCAGGUUAGAACCCUAAAAAAAAAAAAAUCAUAA